Parus major (Great Tit) is the source of this 2428-nucleotide messenger RNA. It is a transcript of the gene CBFA2T3, whose product is annotated as CBFA2/RUNX1 partner transcriptional co-repressor 3. The coding region runs from base 443 to 2230 and encodes 595 amino acids. The record is from RefSeq and is a predicted model, not a curated record. Gene Ontology annotation, molecular function: transcription corepressor activity. NCBI's taxonomy places the organism in Eukaryota, Metazoa, Chordata, Aves, Passeriformes, Paridae. Gene Ontology annotation, biological process: negative regulation of DNA-templated transcription; DNA-templated transcription. The transcript is spliced from 12 exons. Gene Ontology annotation, cellular component: nucleus.
UCUAUUAGCCAAGAAAAACUUUGCAACUUUCCUUCGCUGUCGGAGAGGAGCCACUGCCGUUGCUGCGUUUCAUUUUGUUUUUUUAAUUCGAGGUCACGUGUGCUUUGACAGUGUCUUUGAUUCCAAGCGAUGGUCUCGUCUCCAGCUUAGGAAGAGCUUUUGAGCUCUUCCCUCUGUUGUUUUCUCUCUGUUCAGGAACAAAGAGAUUUUUUCUGCCUUUAAUUAAAAGGAAUAUUAAUUCCCUGCUCCUUUGUCGAGCGACUUGAAGACACUCUGCAAACAUCCGUCUGCUCGGCGCCGCGGUGGGCUGAGCUGUGCUGUGGCACAGGGCAUGGAGAAAUGGGGGAACCAUCCCGAAAUCCCUCGGCAAACACGGAGCGGCAGCCGGGGAGGAUGCUGACAGCCGCGGUGCUCGGAUAACGCGGAGACUCCGGCCGCCACCAUGCCCGACUCGCCGGCCGAUGUGAAGACUCAGGCCCGCUCCACGCCGCCCAGCAUGCCCCCGCCGCCGGCCGCCACGCAGGGAGCCACACGCCACCCCUCCUUCACACCCAGCACCAAUCGAGACGCUGGCCCUCCGACGUUUCUGCCUCGCGGCCGUUUUCAUGGUUGCUUGAAAUGGUCGAUGGUCUGUCUUUUGAUGAACGGGAGCAGCCACUCACCGACCGCCAUCAAUGGGGCUCCAUCCACCCCCAACGGGUUCAGCAACGGCCCGGCCACCUCCUCCAGCGCCUCCCUGUCCACCCACCAGCUCCCUCCGGCCUGCGGCGCCCGCCAGCUCUCCAAGCUCAAGCGCUUCCUCACCACCCUGCAGCAGUUCGGGAACGACAUCUCCCCUGAGAUCGGGGAGCGGGUGCGCACCCUCGUCCUGGGGCUCGUGAACUCCACCCUCACCAUUGAGGAGUUUCACGCCAAGCUCCAAGAGGCCACCAACUUCCCGCUGCGACCCUUCGUCAUCCCCUUCCUCAAGGCCAACCUGCCGCUGCUGCAGCGGGAGCUGCUGCACUGCGCCCGCAUGGCCAAGCAGACCCCGGCCCAGUACCUGGCCCAGCACGAGCAGCUGCUGCUGGACGCCAACGCCUCCUCUCCCAUCGACUCCUCCGAGCUGCUCCUGGAGGUGGGCGAGAGCGGCAAGAGGAGGACGCCAGACAGGACCAAAGAGAACGGUUUGGACCGAGACCCCCUGCACCCCGAGCACCUCAGCAAGCGGCCGUGCACCAUGAGCCCAGCGCAGCGCUACAGCCCCAGCAACGGGCUGAGCCACCCCCCGAACGGGCUGGGGCACCCCCCGGCCGGGCCCCCCCUGCCCCAGCACUACCGCCUGGAGGACAUGGCCAUGGCACACCACUACCGGGACACCUACCGGCACCCCGACCCCCGGGAGCUCCGUGAGCGCCAGCGGCCCGCCGCCGUGCACGGGACGCGGCAGGAGGAGGUGAUCGACCACCGGCUCACGGACAGGGAAUGGGCGGAGGAGUGGAAACACCUCAACAACCUGCUCAACUGCAUCAUGGACAUGGUGGAGAAGACGCGGCGGUCGCUGACGGUGCUGCGGCGGUGCCAGGAGGCCGAUCGCGAGGAGCUCAACCACUGGAUCCGGCGCUACAGCGACGCCGAGGACAUGAAGAAAGGCAGCCCCCCCUCCGCACGCCCCCACAACUCCUCUUCCGCCGCCGCCGAGGCUCCCCAGUUAGACGCUCACCGGGACUUCGCGCCGCGCCCGCUCUCCGGGUACAUGCCCGAGGAGAUCUGGAGGAAGGCUGAAGAAGCCGUGAACGAGGUGAAGCGCCAGGCCAUGUCCGAGCUGCAGAAGGCCGUGUCGGACGCCGAGCGGAAAGCCCACGAGCUGAUCACGACGGAGCGCGCCAAGAUGGAGCGGGCCUUGGCCGAGGCCAAACGCCAGGCGUCCGAGGAUGCCCUCACCGUCAUCAAUCAGCAGGAGGACUCGAGCGAGAGCUGCUGGAACUGCGGGCGGAAAGCGAGCGAGACGUGCAGCGGCUGCAACACCGCGCGCUACUGCGGCUCCUUCUGCCAGCACAAGGAUUGGGAGAAGCACCACCACGUCUGCGGGCAGACUCUGCAGGGGCUGCCGGGCCCCGCUGCCCCCGGGCCGGGCCAGCCCGAUGGGGUGCCCGCCAUGGCCAGCAGCCCCAGCGAGGCGGGCUCGGUGGCCGCGUCCCGCGCCGGCACUCCGGCCACGCCGGCGCCGCUGGACAGCGCGUCCCGCUGACCGCCCGCGGGCUGCCCGAGCCACGGACUGCACCCGGUGCAAUUUCCUCAGCUACCUGACUCGUGUGACCUCCGAAACGACCUCUCUAGCUCUCACAACUAAUCCUCACGGAUCCUCAAACUGGGCUUUAAGUGGAGUUAAGGCAAAUACCGGUCUCUGUUCUUUCUUCAGUCUUUGUUUUGGCUUUUUUUUCGGUUG